Molecule: messenger RNA, 324 nt
Organism: Alternaria atra
Lineage: Eukaryota; Fungi; Ascomycota; Dothideomycetes; Pleosporales; Pleosporaceae
Exons: 1
Coding region: 1-324 (107 amino acids)
Source: RefSeq, a predicted model, not a curated record
AUGUCAGACUCCACCAAGUCCGCCAACCAGCCAACUCCACAGAACUCCCAACACCAAGAGUCAUCAGAAACCAGCAAGACUCCACUACCCCUCCCAGAACCCACAGCGGAAGACGAUGUCACCCAAGUCAAUGUUGGUGGUCAAGCUGUAAAACUGGAUCAUCUGGGCCCCCUGGUAGUCAAUAAAGACGGCACACUAUCACGAAUCUCAAAUUGGGAGCAAAUGGCGGAUAUCGAGAAGCAGAACACGUUGAGAAUUUUGGUCAAACGGAAUCAGUUGAGGACGGAGGCUUUGAAGGAGAAGAAGGAAGGGGAGGGAGCUUGA